GUCUUGCCCACCCGAACCCUAUCCAAACCCACGACCAGAUCUGGGCCAGACAGGAGCAAGCUGUGGGGCCCAGAGGACGGCAGGACAGCCACGCUUCCACAGCCCUUGCUUCGUCCAUCGGGUUCUUACUGACUCCAGGCGAGUAGGUGUGUUCUGCGUGGUGAGUGGCCCUGGCAUGACACAUCAGGAAAUAUGUCAUAUUGUCAUCACUGUACUAUUGCAAGAAUUGCAGCCGUAGCUUCCUUCCACCUGUGGCUGGGACCUUUAUAAGGUGAACAAGCACAUUCCCAUCCAGUCUCAGCUCGCAGAGAAGCCUGUUGGCCAUGAGGAUCCACUACCUCCUGUACGCGCUGCUCGUCCUGUUUCUGAUGCCCGUUCCAGGGGACGGAGGCCUCAUAAACACGCUGCAGAGGUACUACUGCAGGAUCCGCGGGGGCCGCUGUGCCGUGCUGAGCUGCCUGCCCAGGGAGGAGCAGAUAGGCCGCUGCUCUUCCGGCGGCCGAAAAUGCUGCCGGAGAAAGAAAUGACAGUUCCAGAAACGUGAAGAAAAUGUUGUAAAGGGGGAGAAUGCCUUUGUAAAGCUUAUAAAAGUAAAAUCGAAGUAAAUGGGUUUUUUAAAUAAAAUAGAAGCUUGAGUUUUUUAAAAAAGAAUAUGGCUAUUGUGGGAGUUGUUACCAAAUAAACAACGAAGAAAACCUUAA
Lemur catta (Ring-tailed lemur) is the source of this 701-nucleotide messenger RNA. RefSeq names its product beta-defensin 103A. The record is from RefSeq and is a predicted model, not a curated record. The coding region runs from base 324 to 527 and encodes 67 amino acids. Gene Ontology annotation, cellular component: extracellular region. Gene Ontology annotation, biological process: defense response to bacterium; cell chemotaxis. Gene Ontology annotation, molecular function: CCR6 chemokine receptor binding; chemoattractant activity. The transcript is spliced from 2 exons. NCBI's taxonomy places the organism in Eukaryota, Metazoa, Chordata, Mammalia, Primates, Lemuridae.